Molecule: messenger RNA, 1419 nt
Organism: Fukomys damarensis (Damara mole-rat)
Lineage: Eukaryota; Metazoa; Chordata; Mammalia; Rodentia; Bathyergidae
Gene: Kcnk4
Product: potassium two pore domain channel subfamily K member 4
Exons: 7
Coding region: 160-1404 (414 amino acids)
Biological process (GO): potassium ion transmembrane transport; stabilization of membrane potential
Cellular component (GO): membrane
Molecular function (GO): potassium ion leak channel activity
Source: RefSeq, a predicted model, not a curated record
AAGGUUAGAACCAGCAAUUAUCCGGCUUCCUCUCCUCUGAGACCCGUGGACCCAACGGAGGGACCUGCGACCUCAGUGACCACUGCUCCCCAGGAGCCUCCUGCCCCGCCUCCGCCAGCGGCAGGCAGCAGCGGAGCUGGCACGGUCCCUGGGCGCGCCAUGCGCAGCACCACCCUACUGGCGCUGCUAGCUUUGGUCCUCCUUUACUUGGUGUUGGGUGCCCUGGUGUUCCAGGCCCUGGAGCAGCCUUAUGAGCAGCAGGCCCAGAAGGACUUGGGGGAGGUCCGUGAAAAGUUCCUGAGGGCCCAUCCGUGUGUGAGCCAUCAUGAGCUGGGUCUCUUCAUCAAGGAGGUGGCUGAUGCUUUGGGAGGGGGUGCGGACCCAGAAACCAACUCCACCAGUAUCAGCAACCACUCAGCCUGGAACCUGGGCAGUGCCUUCUUUUUCUCAGGAACCAUCAUCACCACCAUCGGAUAUGGCAACGCAGCCCUGCGCACAGAUGCCGGCCGCCUCUUCUGCAUUUUUUAUGCACUGGUAGGGAUUCCACUGUUCGGGAUCCUGCUGGCAGGGGUCGGGGAUCGGCUGGGCUCCUCCCUGCGUCGUGGGAUUGGUCACAUCGAAGCAGUCUUCCUGGUGAGCUGCUCCACAACCUGUGUGCUUUUGUACUGGACUGAGGAUACCCUUCUUAUGUCCCUGAAGUGGCACGUGCGACCGGAGCUGGUGCGAGUGCUGUCGGCAAUGCUCUUCCUGCUGAUUGGCUGCCUGCUCUUUGUCCUCACGCCCACAUUUGUGUUCUGCUAUAUGGAAGACUGGAGCAAGCUGGAGGCCAUCUACUUUGUCAUUGUGACACUCACCACCGUGGGCUUCGGGGACUAUGUGGCUGGGGCUGACCCCAAGCAGGACUCUCCAGCCUACCAGCCACUGGUGUGGUUCUGGAUCCUGCUUGGCCUGGCCUACUUCGCCUCGGUGCUCACCACCAUCGGGAACUGGUUGAGAGUCGUGUCUCGCCGCACACGGGCAGAGAUGGGUGGCUUCACGGCGCAGGCUGCCAGCUGGACCGGCACAGUGACGGCGCGGGUGACCCAGCGAGCUGCGCCCACUGCACCUCAGCCAGAGAAGGAGCGUCCACCUCUGCCUCCCCCACCCUGUCCAGAGCAGCCAGUCAGCCUGCCCCAGCCCCUCGCCCCCCCAGAGAAGGUCGACACGCCUUCCCCACCUACCGCCUCGGCCCUCGACUACCCCAGAGAGAAUCUGGCCUUUAUUGACGAGUCCUCCGACACGCAGAGCGAGCGCGGCUGUGCCCUGCCUCGCGCGCACAGGGGUCGCCGCCGUCCCAGCUCCACCAGGAAGCCUGCACGGCCCCGGGGUCCAGGGCGUCCCCGAGACGAAGGCCUGCUGGUGUAGGACCCGGACCCUUGC